CGCGGUUUUUUUUUUUUGCCUUUGAAUUAAAAGUUUGUGUUUGGACUGUUCGGUCACUCUUUUGCAUCGCUUUCUGAGGCUGCGGGCGUCUGAACUACAAAUAAACGGGAGUAAUAUCGGCGUCGCUCUAACGCGGAGUCAACCCGCCGGUCUCCUCAGAGGAGAGGCUGUGCCGAGUGAUCCCGCAGCUGGCGCAGCACCUCUGGAGGUGACGCACACGCCGCGGAAGAGAAGGAGCGCCGACACACGCGGGGGAGAAGACGCCGACAUGCAGCGACAAUAACAAGAGGACGGGGGAGAUCUUCAUGGUGAACAAUGGACCAGCAAUCAGCUGCAAAGAAAACAAGCAUGGCGUGGCUGCUGGUUCCCGCCGUCCUCCUCUUUGGAUGCCGACACGGCGCCUGUCAGUCGUCCCAGGAGGCUCAGAAGGAGGCGGCCGCCGACGACAGCACGGUGUACACCAGGAUCCUGGACGGGCUUCUCGACGGUUACGACAACAGGCUGCGACCCGGGCUAGGAGAGAACGUGACGGAGAUAUGGACGAACAUUUUAGUCACAAGCUUCGGCCCGGUAUCUGACACGGAAAUGGAAUACACCAUUGAUGUGUCCUUCCAUCAGAGCUGGAAGGAUGAGCGCCUGCGCUUCAAAGGGCCGAUGGCGAUCUUACGCCUGAACAACCUGCUGGCCAGCAACAUUUGGACACCGGACACGUUCUUCCUCAAUGGCAAGAAGUCCAUCGCUCACAACAUGACCACACCUAACAAGCUGCUGAGGCUUACAAAAGACGGAACUCUGAUUUACACUAUGAGAUUGACGAUAUUGGCCGAGUGCCCCAUGCAACUGAAGGAUUUCCCCAUGGAUGACCACCUCUGUCCCCUCAAGUUUGGAAGCUAUGCAUAUCCGGUAUCCGAGGUGGUUUACACAUGGACUCCACCUGCUUACACGUCCGUAGUGGUGGCAGAGGACGGUUCGAGACUCAACCAGUACUCCCUGAUGUCACAGACAGUCGGCACAAUGGACAUACACACAAGCCGAGGUCAGUAUAGAGUGAUGACGGUCCACUUCUACGUGAAAAGGAAUUUUGGAUAUCUUGUCAUCCAGACAUAUAUUCCAUGUUUCAUGACAGUAAUCCUGUCCCAGGUGUCAUUUUGGCUGAAUAGAGACUCUGUUUCUGCACGGACUGUGUUUGGGGUGACCACGGUGCUGACUAUGACCAUCGUCAUCAGUGCCAGAAACUCCAUCCCUAAAGUGGCCUACGCGACGGCGAUGGACUGGUUUAUUGCCGUGUGUUACGCUUUCGUCUUUUCGGCCCUGAUCGAGUUUGCUAUCGUGAACUACUUCACCAAGAGGAGCUGGGCGUGCGACGGCAAGAAAGCUUUGGAAGCGCAGCACCCAAAGGAGCGAGACCCGGCCGAGGACGCCUCCAUCGCCACCAUCUCCGACACCACAGCGGUGCAGCUCCCCGCCACCGACACCAAGGCGGCGGACCUGAAGAAGACCUUCAACAGUGUCAGUAAGAUCGACAAAAUGGCCCGGAUACUUUUCCCCGUUCUUUUCGGGACCUUCAACCUGGUGUACUGGGCCACGUAUCUGAACAAGAAACCGGUGGUUAACAGAAACUAACCCCCUUUUUUUGAACCUUGUCUUUUUUUGAGACGGAGGAAGUCAAUCGACUUUGGGAAGCCGCCUGUCCUAUUUUCAUUUUUCUUGGUCUUCGUUUGCCUAAAUGGCCUGCUUGAUGGCAUUGUGACUUUGAACGCUGCUUCUUCUUCUUCUUCUCCUUCAUUCACCCUGCUGCAGUUGGCAUGAUACACUCGGCACUGUAUCAAAAACCGACAUCCAAUCUCUAAAGGAUAUCACCACAUGGGCUCAGGAACACUUUGGAAAACCACUAUCACUAAAUACAGUUUGUCGCUACAUCUGUAAGUGCAAGUUAAAGCUCUACUAUGCGAAGCGAAAGCCAUUUAUCAACAACAUCCAGAAAUGUCGCCGGCUUCUCUGGGCCCGAGAUCAUCUAAGAUGGACUGAUGCAAAGUGGAAAAGUGUUCUGUGGUCUGACGAGUCCACAUUUCAAAUUGUUUUUUGGAGAUAUUCCACAUCGUGUCAUCCGGACCAAAGGGGAAAACGAACCAUCCAGACUGUUAUCCACAUAGCAGCCGGGAAAACCACGUACAUGUAGAUGCAUACAGUACAUAUGUAUGUGUGUGCACUCCGUUACUAACAAUCCACUUCCCUUUCCGGAGCCAUUUUUUGGAAGUAGGCCAUGAGCUGAUUGCCUGAGACGCUCUGCGCUUACAAGACUGGAAGAACUGCCAUAUUUCCAUGCAUUUGUUUAACAAGGUAUUUUCUUCCGGUGGAAACUCUUGAGCCUUUAGUGCAUUGAUCAACUACUUGCAGCGUUUUUUUGUUGUGUUUUUAAAGUGAAUUCUCUUCUCCUCUCGGAGGGGAGUGAGUGUUUGUGCAAUUUAAGGCGAACAUUUAAGGCCUUGCACUGCAAGUCGAGUUCCCCCAAAAUAGAAUCGAAUACGUUGUGCGAUUCAGAAUCGAUUCUUAUUCUUUUUAAAUCGAUUUUUAAAAAAAAAAAUAUAUAUAUUUUUUUAUCAAUCCAACAAACCACUUCACAGCAAUACCAUAACAAUGCAAUCCAAUUCCAAAACCAAACCUGACCCAGCAGCACUCAGAACUGCAAUAAACAGAGCAAUUGAGAGGAGACACAAGUAGUGAAACAAAAAUUAAUAUUAUCAACGACAGUAUCAAUAUUAGUUAUAAUUUCAGCAUAGCAGUUAUCAAAAAUCCCUCAUUGACAUUAUCAUUAGACAUUUAUAAAAAAAUAAAAAAAACAAUAGUGUCACAGUGGCUUACACUUGCAUCGCAUCUCAUAAGCUUGACAACACACUGUGUCCAAUGUUUUCACAAAGAUAAAAUAAGUCAUAUUUUUGGUUCGUUUAAUAGUUAAAACUAAUUUACAUUUUUGCAAUCAGUUGAUAAAACAUUGUCUUUUACAAUUAUAAAAGCUUUUAAAAAAAAUCUACUACUCUGCUAGCAUGUCAGCAGACUGGGGUAGAUCCUGCUUAAAUCCUAUGUAUUGAAUGAAUACAGAAUCGUUUUGAAUCGGAAAAAUAUUGUUUUUGAAACGAGAAUCGGAUCGAAUCAAAAAACUCGAUAUAUUAUCGAACCGUGACCCAAGAAUCGAUAUUGAAUCGAAUCGUGGGACACCCAAAGUUUAGCAGCCCUAAUAUAUAUAUAUAUAUAUAUAUAUAUAUAUAUAUAUAUAUAUAUAUAUAUAUAUAUAAAUGAUUUUUUAUAUAACCCUAAAUUACUAGUGUCUCAAAGGGCUGCACAAACCACAACACAAACCACUACGACAUCCUCGGUAGGCCCACAUAAGGGCAAGGAAAACUCACACCCAGUGGGACGUCGGUGACAAUAAUGACUAUGAGAAACCUUGGAGAGGACCCGGCAUAUGUGGGCAACCCCCACUUCUAGGGGACCGAAAGCAAUGGAUGUCGAGCGGGUCUAACAUGAUACUGUGAAAGUUCGAUCCAUAAUGGAUCCAACACAGCCGCGACAGUCCAGUCCAAAGUGGAUCCAACACAGCAGCGAAAGUUCCGUCCACAGCGGAGCCAACAGGAAACCAUCCCAGGCGGAGGCGGAUAAGCAGCGCAGAGAUGUCCCCAGCCAACACACUGGCAAGCGGUCCAUCCUGGGUCCCGACACUGGACGAGCGGUCCAACCUGGGUCCCGACUCUGGACAGCCAGUACUUCAUCCAUAGCCAUCGGACCGGACCCCCUCCACAAGGGAGAGUGGGACAUAAGAGAAAAAGAAAAGAAACGGCAGAUCAACUGGUCUAAAAAAACAGGGGGUCUAUUCAAAGGCUAGAGUAUACAAAUGAGUCUUAAGGUGAGACUUAAAUGCUUCUACUGAGGUAGCAUCUCGAACUGUUACCGGGAGGGCAUUCCAGAGUACUGGACCCCGGAAUGGAAAACGCUCUAUAGCCCGCAGACUUUUUUGGGGCUUUGGGAAUCACUAAUAAGCCGGAGUCCUUUGAACGCAGAUUUCUUGCCGGGACAUAUGGUACAAUACAAUCGGCAAGAUAGGAUGGAGCUAGACCGUGUAGUAUUUUAUACGUAAGUAGUAAAACCUUAAAGUCACAUCUUAAGUGCACAGGAAGCCAGUGCAGGUGAGCCAGUACAGGCGUAAUGUGAUCAAACUUUCUUGUUCUUGUCAAAAGUCUACCAGCCGCAUUUUGUACCAACUGUAAUCUUUUAAUGCUAGACAUGGGGAGACCCGAAAAUAAUACGUUACAGUAAUCGAGACGAGACGUAACAAACGCAUGGAUAAUGAUCUCGGCGUCUUUAGUGGACAGAAUGGAGCGAAUUUUAGCGAUAUUACGGAGAUGAAAGAAGGCCGUUUUAGUAACGCUUUUAAUGUGUGACUCAAAGGAGAGAGUUGGGUCGAAGAUAAUACCCAGAUUCUUUACCGAGUCGCCUUGUUUAAUUAUUUGGUUGUCAAAUGUCAAAGUUGUAUUAUUAAAUAGAGGUCAGUGUCUCGCAGGACCGAUAAUCAGCAUUUCCGUUUUUUUGGCGUUAAGUUGCAAAAAGUUAGCGGACAUCCAUUGUUUAAUUUCAUUAAGACACGCCUCCAGCUGACUACAAUCCGGCGUGUUGGUCAGCUUUAGGGGCAUGUAGAGUUGGGUGUCAUCAGCAUAACAGUGAAAGCUAACACUGUAUUUGCGUAUGAUGUCACCUAGCGGCAGCAUGUAGAUGCUGAAGAGUGCAGGGCCAAGGACCGAACCCUGGGGAACUCCACACGUUACCUUAACAUAGUCCGAGGUCACAUUGUUAUGGGAGACGCACUGCACCCUGUCAGUAAGAUAAGAGUUAAACCAAGACAGGGCUAAUCUGACAUACCAAUUUGUGUUUUGAUACGUUCUAAUAAAAUAUUAUGAUCGACGGUAUCGAAAGCAGCGCUAAGAUCGAGGAGCAGCAACAUAGAUGACGCUUUAGAAUCCAUCGUUAGCAAUAGAUCAUUAGUCAUUUUUGCGAGGGCUGUCUCCGUGGAGUGAUUUGCCCUGAAACCGGAUUGAAAGGUUUCACAUAGAUUGUUAGACGCUAAGUGUUCAUUUAGCUGCUCUGCAACAAUUUUUUAGAGGAUUUUUGAAAUAAAGGGAAGGUGAGACACCGGUCGGUAGUUUACCAUGAAGUCAGGAUCGAGGUUAGGUCUUUUAAGGAGAGGAUGAGUAAUCGUUUUUUUGAAUGCUUGGAGAACAGUGCCAGAGGAAAAUGAUAAGUUUAUAAUAUUUAGCACUGAUGGACCUAAUAAUACAAAAAGCUCCUUGAUAAGUUUCCCAGGAAGUGGGUCAAGUAAACAUGUUGUCUGUUUUAUUCCAUUUACACGUUGUAACAAUUCUUCUAAUGUUAUUUCAUCAAAACGAGAGAAACUAUUUUGGAUAUUUGCAUUAUCCGCCGUAUAUACAGUCGUAUCUGUGUUAAUAGAACCCAGUUGUAGCUGGGACGCAUUGUCUUUAAUAUCCUUUCUAAUGACUUCAAUUGUGUUAUUAAAGAAUUUUAUAAAGUCAUCUGCUGAGUGGGUGGAGCUACUGGAAGGGGUCCCUUGUUGGGUUAGCGAUGCUACCGUACUAAACCAAAAUUUAGGAUCGUUUUUAUUAAGGUGGAUGAGAUCUUGAGUAAUAUUUAGCUUUAGCUAAGGUAAGCAUGCGUUUAUAAGUUAUUAAACUAUCACUCCAUGCUUGAUGGUGCACCUCAAGAUUGGUCGUGCACCAUUUGCGUUCCAGCUUUCUACAUUAUAAUUUCGAACUCUAGUUUCUUCUGUUAACCAUGGCGUACGCCUUUUUGAAGCCUUUUUUAACUUUAGCGGUGCUAUGUUAUCAAUGGUUUCGCGCAGGGCGUCGUUAAAGUUGUUAGUGAGGUUAUCAAUAGAGCCCACAUACUUUGGGAAUGGUGCCAUUACCGAGGGCAGUAGGUCAGCAAGAGUUGUCGUUGUGGCCGUAUUAAUGUUGCGGCUGCUAUAGCAGUUAUUAUUAUUAGUUUGAGUUCGAAUUUCAUCAGUCUGAACUUCGAAUUUUAUAAGGUAAUGAUCGGACAUUACUUUAGUAUACGAGAGUAUCAUAACUUUGGAAACGAUGAUACCUCUGACAAGCACUAGGUCUAUCGUAUUACCGCUGCGAUGCGUCGAUUCAUUUAUUAUUUGUGUAAGACCACAGCUAUCAAUUAUAGUCUGGUGCACCACGCAUGGUGGGUCCGAUGGGGUAUUCAUAUGGAUAUUAAAGUCCGCCAUUAUAAGUAUAUUAUGGGCGUGCGUCACUAGAUCAGCAACAAACUCUGAGAAUUCACUGAUAAAGUCCGAAUAGGGCCCUGGGGGGCGAUAGAUAACAGACAGGCAUAGAGCAUAGAGGCAGCGGUGUGGUAGACCUCAUAGAAAGCACCUCAAACGAUUUAUAUUUAUUAUUUAAGUUAGAACUAAAGUUAAAGUUUUCGUUCUAUAUUAGUGCAACCACUCACCCCUUUUAAGGGGACGGGCAAUAUGCGCAUUCGUAUAGUUAGGAGGAGAUGCCUCAUUUAUCGCAAAAAAGUCGUCUGGCUUAAGCCAGGUUUCGCUGAGACCGAUGAUGGUCUCGUGCGUAUAUACA
Nerophis ophidion (straightnose pipefish) is the source of this 6650-nucleotide messenger RNA. Its product is annotated as gamma-aminobutyric acid receptor subunit alpha-5-like. The transcript has 11 exons. NCBI's taxonomy places the organism in Eukaryota, Metazoa, Chordata, Actinopteri, Syngnathiformes, Syngnathidae. The coding region runs from base 316 to 1623 and encodes 435 amino acids. The record is from RefSeq and is a predicted model, not a curated record. Gene Ontology annotation, molecular function: inhibitory extracellular ligand-gated monoatomic ion channel activity; GABA-A receptor activity; GABA-gated chloride ion channel activity. Gene Ontology annotation, biological process: nervous system process; monoatomic ion transmembrane transport; gamma-aminobutyric acid signaling pathway. Gene Ontology annotation, cellular component: dendrite membrane; GABA-A receptor complex; neuron projection.